GUAAGAGUGCGGAUUGAGUAAUAUGUCUGCGCCCUGAUCGGUCAAACUACGAAUCAUUUCCCGGCGAACGUUUGUCUCGUGAAUCCAAGUACAUGUGUUUAGGUUGAUUCUUGGUAUUUAGCCCCACAAAGAAUAACCCUGCCAGGAAAAAAUGGCAGAUAUAGUUGUUGUCGGAAGUUGUAUGACAGAUUUGGUUAGCUUUGUACCUGAACUGCCUAAACCUGGAGAGACUCUCUUUGGUAAUAAAUUCUUGACUGGUUUUGGUGGAAAAGGUGCAAACCAAGCCGUAGUUGCAGCUAGACUGGGAGCAAAUGUAGCAAUGGUGGCUAAGGUAGGAGAUGACAGCUUUGGGCAUAAUUACAUUCAGAACUUCAAGGAAAACAAGAUUAAUGUUGACUAUGUUUCAACCACCAGAGAGGCACCAACUGGGGUAGCACCCAUAUCUGUCACUCCUGAUGGUCAAAAUGCUAUUGUGAUAAUCAGUGGUGCCAACCUGUAUCUCAGUGAAAAUGACUUACAGAAAGCUGAACCUGUCAUUAAGACUGCCAAAGUGGUACUCUGUCAGCUGGAAAUAUCCACAGAAACUGCUCUAGCAACACUUAAAAUGGCAAAGAAGCAUGGAGUGAAAACAAUACUCAAUCCAGCCCCAGGGCAACAAAACCUAGACCCAGAAAUAUAUGCAAAUACUGAUAUUAUGUGUCCCAAUGAAUCGGAGGCUGCCAAGAUAACUGGUAUAAAUGUUGACACCAUGGAAGAUGCUCACAAAGCUAUUAAAUGGCUGUUGGACCAAGGUUGUGGCAUGGUUAUCCUUACACUUGGGAAGAAGGGUUCUGUGUUUGCAACCAAAGAAAACCCAACACCUAUUCACAUACCAGCCAAGCAAGUCAAAACAGUUGACAGUACUGGUGCUGGAGAUGCUUUUGUUGGUGCACUUGCAUUUUAUUUGGCACAUUACAGUUCAAUUGAUCUUCAAGAAGCCAUUCGUCGUUCUGGGGAAAUUGCAACUAUCAGUGUACAGAAGACUGGCACCCAGACCAGUUAUCCCUGGAGAAAGGACAUACCACGAGAUUUGUUUAGUAAUCAUUAAUGUCAAUCCAAUUUGUGACUUUUGUUUGAUUUUUUUCAUAAAUUUAACAUUUCUUGUUGAGCAAUGGUUGGUCUGCAGCUAAUGUAGAGAAAA
Lingula anatina is the source of this 1180-nucleotide messenger RNA. Its product is annotated as ribokinase. The record is from RefSeq and is a predicted model, not a curated record. Gene Ontology annotation, biological process: D-ribose metabolic process. NCBI's taxonomy places the organism in Eukaryota, Metazoa, Brachiopoda, Lingulata, Lingulida, Lingulidae. Gene Ontology annotation, cellular component: cytosol. Gene Ontology annotation, molecular function: ribokinase activity.